AUGAAGAAACACAGAGGUAAUUACAUACCUAGUUGGGCGCGUAAAACUCCUUGCGCCCCUACAAAACGAUCAAGAAAAACGAUAUGCAAUGAAGGCAGACUCCAAUCAUUUCAAGAUGUUAUGGGAAAUAGGGAAGAAGUACGAAAGGCAGAGUCGGAAGGAAAAAUAACGAAAAACGUUAUCGAUUUACGUGAAACUCCCAUGUAUUCAAAUGAUGAUUUGGCUGUGAGAAUGCUUGCACCUUUUCCAUCUGAAUCAAACAAUUUCAAUAAAUUAAAAGACGCCAUUCCGUUUCACAUUCCACAUAAAAGAAUACUUCACACAUUGAGUUUUAAAGUUCCAGAAAUUGAACCAUUGUUGUUUUUUAUUAUAUGA
Molecule: messenger RNA, 375 nt
Organism: Pediculus humanus corporis (human body louse)
Lineage: Eukaryota; Metazoa; Arthropoda; Insecta; Psocodea; Pediculidae
Exons: 3
Coding region: 1-375 (124 amino acids)
Source: RefSeq, a predicted model, not a curated record